AUUUAUUAUUAUGAUGCAGUACUUAGAGUACUUUACCUAACUAGUUGUAAGCAAAAUGUUGUUUCUAUUAUGUGUGGAACCUUUUUACUUCAGGUACCAUAUUCUUGAAGAUGGAUGUUGCUGGGAAGCCUAGUGGAGCCAAAUUUGAGUGCUUACUUUUCGAUUUGGAUGAUACUCUGUACCCCAUGAGCUCUGGUCUCAACUUGGCCUGCCGGAAGAACAUUGAAGAGUACAUGCUGCAACACUUGCAAAUUGAAGAAAGUGAGGUAUCAAGGAUGUGCCUGGAAUUGUACAGAGAACAUGGGACAACCAUGGCCGGUCUAAAGGCUCUUGGUCACGAAUUUGAUGAUGAUGAGUUUCAUGCAUAUGUCCAUGGAAGACUACCCUAUGAUGCGUUGAAGCCUGAUCUAGUGUUAAGAAACCUUCUCUUAUCUAUGCCACAGAGAAAAAUAAUCUUCACUAACGCUGACAAAGCACAUGCAGCUGAAGUUCUCAGCAGGUUGUGCUUGGAAGAUUGUUUUGAAGGCAUCAUAUGCUUCGAAACUCUUAACCCUCCUCGUCUUCAACCAGUUGAUUUCAUCACUGUACCAGAUGAUGAUGUUAUAGAGCAUGCUCCAGAGUCUACUGCCACUGAUUGCACCGGAAAUAAUCUCAGUCCCAAGUCACCAAUUCUGUGCAAACCCUCUGUUGAAGCAAUUGAAGCUGCUAUUCGUAUAGCAAGUGUUGACCCACAAAAAACUAUUUUCUUUGAUGACAGUGCUCGAAACAUAGCAAGUGGGAAGGCAGCAGGACUUCAUACAGUUAUUGUCGGGAGUUCAGAGCUAGUGCCUGGUGCAGAUUAUGUGCUGCGUAGCAUACAUAACAUCAGAGAAGCAAUACCUGAGAUAUGGGAAGGGGAAGAAGGGCAACAACUAGAGCACUUUAUCCAGUCUACUGCAGUUGAAACAGUGAUCCUUGCAUAGGUGUUCUGCCACCAUGUCACUGUUUCAGUCACCUAUGUCGUGCAAAUUUCAGAAAAAAACGAAGUCUGGCGGUAUCUUGGGGGUAAUGAAGUGAAUUAACGAUACACAAGAAUUGCCUUCAACUUAUUAUAUAAUUUGUAAAGACAAUAGCAAGUACCACAAAUAAUUAACUCCAUGUAGUUUUCUUUUAAAAUUAAAAUAAUAUGUAUGACUUGAGGAAGCCCAACAAUA
This is a messenger RNA of Rosa rugosa (rugosa rose), 1193 nucleotides long. RefSeq lists its product as uncharacterized. The transcript has 7 exons. The coding region runs from base 111 to 962 and encodes 283 amino acids. NCBI's taxonomy places the organism in Eukaryota, Viridiplantae, Streptophyta, Magnoliopsida, Rosales, Rosaceae. The record is from RefSeq and is a predicted model, not a curated record.